Messenger RNA from Aplysia californica (California sea hare), 1918 nucleotides. Its product is annotated as transcriptional repressor protein YY1. Gene Ontology annotation, molecular function: DNA-binding transcription factor activity, RNA polymerase II-specific; RNA polymerase II cis-regulatory region sequence-specific DNA binding. Gene Ontology annotation, cellular component: transcription regulator complex; PcG protein complex. NCBI's taxonomy places the organism in Eukaryota, Metazoa, Mollusca, Gastropoda, Aplysiida, Aplysiidae. Bases 154 to 1329 code for a protein of 391 amino acids. The transcript has 9 exons. The record is from RefSeq and is a predicted model, not a curated record. Gene Ontology annotation, biological process: regulation of transcription by RNA polymerase II.
UGACUACCAGUGCGUAGCUCUCGUCCGUCGACGCGGAGUGGGGAGGUUGCGCACCACCCGCCCAAGGCCUACACACACAGUCACUCACAGUAGGCAGACCUUGGCCAGGCACACACACACAUACACACACACACACAAUAAACAAGCCUCAAAAUGGCGUCGGUUAUAGGUUCGGAGGUGGAAAUUCAGGAGGUUGAAGUGGAAGCCAUACCUGUGGAAAUGCCUAUUGAAACUGUUGAAACAUCAGAUGAAGUGUCGGUCCAACCGAUGAUAGCAUUGCAACCUUUACCAGAAACGGCUGGAGAAGAAAUUGUGUUGCAAACUCGUGAGGAAGUUGUGGGAGAUCCAAACCUUGUGUACGCUGACACGAUUCCUGUUCCUGCUCCAGAAAUAGAGAUUUCAGCAGAAGAAGUUAUUCCAAUGAAAAAAGGAAAAGGUGGGAAAAGGAAAGGAAAGUCAAGAAACGUUGUCCAAACGAGCAAUCUUGGUGUCAGUGAUUUAGGACUUGGCGAUUCAUCGGUGAAAAAAUGGGAACAGAAACAGGUUCAGAUCAAGACACUGGAGGGUGAAUUUUCUGUGACUAUGUGGGCUUCGGAGGAUCAGUCAAAGUUAGAUGAGGAAUCUGUUGCUGGUGAUUCUGAUGCAGACUUCACGGAGUAUAUGACUGGGAAAAAGUUGCCCCCUGGUGGAAUUCCUGGCCUUGAUCUUAGUGACCCCAAACAGCUGGCAGAAUUUGCCAGUUGGGACAGGAUAAAGCCGAGGAAACCAACAGAUGAUGUACCAAGGACUGUGCCUUGUCCUCAUAAGGGCUGCAAUAAAAUGUUCAGAGACAACUCUGCGAUGAGAAAGCACCUUCACACACAUGGCCCUCGAGUCCACGUGUGUGCAGAAUGUGGCAAGGCAUUUGUGGAGAGCUCAAAAUUGAAGCGACAUCAGUUAGUCCACACAGGAGAAAAACCCUUUCAGUGCACUUUUGAAGGAUGUGGCAAGCGUUUCUCACUGGAUUUCAACUUACGAACACAUGUUCGCAUCCAUACGGGUGACAGACCUUAUGUGUGUCCAUUUGAUGGUUGCAAUAAAAAGUUUGCUCAGUCCACCAACUUGAAGUCACAUAUUCUUACCCAUGCAAAGGCAAAGGUAGACAGAUCAUCCAAAACAAUGUUGGUGUUCUCUGACCAAGGCUCUGUGGAUGGUGAUCAGUGCUUAUCAGAUGAUGGCUUGUUGGUCUUUGAUUCAAGAGGGCAGUCAGCGUAUCAGAUUCCAGGAACUCAAGCUGGUCAAGCAUUGGCAUACGUGACGAUCCCGCCGGAGUCUCCAGGCUGGGGCUGAUGGGCCCCUUGACACUAGCCAUACUCUCAGCUCGCACUUAAAUUUGUUCCUAGCAGGAGAAGCAACGAAUGGAUUCCGAUAUGGGUGAUAAAGCUGAUCGCCUGUUGCUGUCUUGCUGUGUACAUAUUUGUAUGUUCCAGUUCUCAUUCAUGUUUUAUGGGGUUUGACAACUGCAAAAUGCCCUCCCUGAGUUCAUGUUCGUGCUUGCACUUUCUCAAAAGUUUUUUGAUUUCUACAUCUGGAUUGACAUGUUGACAAACUCUUGCAAGGGCAUCAGAUAAUGUUGUUCUGUAGAUAGGGAAGGAAAGUUAUAUGAUCAUAUGACUGGACUUUUUUCCUGUGAAGAGAUCUUUUACAACAGAUAUUCUAUGAUUAGUUGUGUCAGUACUUGUGCUAUGCAUGGAUGUUCCCAAUAUGGUAUGGAAGGUUGGAUGCUGUACUGUGUGUGAUAUUGGAGGGAAAAUCGGAUGGAUGGGAAAAAGUCACUUCUUUUUAGUUUUGUCGGGUGUGUUCCUUGUGCUUAUUUUGUCUCCAUGAGAUUUGUGCAAUGAUCAAUUUCCUAAAGGAUGCUUAUCAUAUUGAGAAAAAA